AUGUCAGUCGCUGCUUCUCCUGGUCUCGUAAAGACACGCUUCUUCAUCAUUUCAGAUACUCACGGUGAUGAUUUUAGAGCCCAAGAUGGUCCAAUUCCACAGGCAGACGUAGCCAUCCACUGUGGCGACCUGACGGAAGAAUCGAAAUUAGACGAAUUCCGGACAGCACUAAAGUCUUUUGCGGCAGUCCAGGCGCCGCUCAAGCUGAUAAUUGCCGGCAAUCAUGACUUCACUUUGGAUACCCCUGCCUUCAAAGAGAAAGUAGCCACAGCUCAGUCGUCUUUAGAACCAGACCUUGUCAAAAAGAUCUAUGGCGAUUACGGGGAAGCUCGACAACUCAUCGAAGACGCAAGAUCUGCUCGCAUUGUUUUCCUAGACGAGGGCGAGCACUACUUCACCCUCGCCAAUGGCGCCACCCUCACCGUCUAUGCCAGCCCUUUCACACCUUCACUCAGUGACUGGGGUUUCCAAUUCCACCCCAACGACGGCCACAAUUUCUCUAUUCGUCCCGGCGUGGACCUCGUAAUGACCCACGGCCCCCCAAGAGGGAUCAUGGACUACACAGACUCGAAACAACGGGCCGGCUCUACCGACCUCUUCGAGGCAGUGGCACGCGCCCGACCACGACUCCACUGCUUCGGACACAUCCAUGAAGGAUGGGGGGCGAAGAAAGUUGCGUGGCGCAAAGAGCCGACCGAGAAGCCUAGCCAUUUCACGGAUAUUGAUGGUGCGGGAACGAAGGUUGUGGAGACGUUGAAGGGCUUGAGGGCAGGCAAGUUCGAUAGUGAGGACGUCAAGAAAGAGAAGGAUGAGAGGGAUCUGGGGUUGAGACGACAAGGGUGCAUCAGUACGAGUCAUUGUGCUGGUGAUGAGGCGCCGCUGAGGUUCGGAGAGGAGACGCUGUUUGUGAAUGCGGCAAUUCAGAGCACGGAGGAGUGUUCGCUGCAGCUGCCGUGGGUGGUGGAUAUUGAGCUUCCUGCGGCCGAUUGA
This is a messenger RNA of Bacidia gigantensis, 990 nucleotides long. RefSeq lists its product as uncharacterized. NCBI's taxonomy places the organism in Eukaryota, Fungi, Ascomycota, Lecanoromycetes, Lecanorales, Ramalinaceae. Gene Ontology annotation, molecular function: hydrolase activity. The transcript has a single exon. The record is from RefSeq and is a predicted model, not a curated record. The coding region runs from base 1 to 990 and encodes 329 amino acids.